Peronospora matthiolae is the source of this 3060-nucleotide messenger RNA. NCBI's taxonomy places the organism in Eukaryota, Oomycota, Peronosporomycetes, Peronosporales, Peronosporaceae. The record is from the annotation of a GenBank genome assembly.
AUGCGUGACCCCCUGACGCUGGAGCUGCUGGUGCAAGGCAUGAUGUGCCAGAAGAACUGCGGCUCGACGGUCGAGAACGCGCUGCGAAGCGUCGAUGGCGUGGCCAGCGCCGUCGUGAGUUUUGCCGACCGCAAAGCCACCGUGACACUGCAACACGCAGGCAGUGGCCCGACCUUGGACGACCUCGUGGACGUGGUGGAGUGUGUGGGCUUUGACGCCAGUGUCUAUGACGCUGCCAAGGCUGCAGCCGUCAAGCUGCAAGCUCAGAAGGACAAGCAGCUGCAAGCGGAGAUGGAGGACGUGGCGCUUGACGUGCCAGACGCGGCUGGCCAUCCACGCGCUGUGUUUCACGUCGAAGGCAUGAGCUGUGCAGCGUGUGUCAAGGCCAUUGAGGACCAUCUGAGCAAGACGGCGGGCGUGUUGUACUGCCGCGUGGGGCUCAUCAGCCAGAAGGCCGAGGUGUCGUUCGACCGUGACCUGAUGGAGGACGGAGAGCGCGUGAUCCAGACGCUCAUCCAGGACGCCGGCUACAACGCCACGUUCUCGCACGUGGUGGAGCCGGGCGACGCGGACUCGCUCGAGCUCCAGUUCGCCGUCACGGGCAUGAGCUCCGCGGCGUGUGUGGACAGGAUCGAGUCGGCUGUGGGCGACCUGCCAGGAGUGACCAAGGUACUGGUCGAUCUGCUUACGAACAAAGCACACGUGCACCUGAAGCAGCUGUCCACGACGGGGCCACGUGACGUGCUGGAGUGCAUCACCAGUCUGGGCUAUGCAGCCGACGUGGCGGUCAAGACGACGGACCAGAACGCGCUGAGCAAGUCGGAAGUGGAAAAGUGGCGCAGGCUGCUGACGACGGCCAUGAUCUUCGCGUUGCCGGCCAUGCUCAUCCACAUGGUGCUCAUGUACAUCCCUGCAGUGGAGAUGGUCCUCAUGACACCCGUGUUCAACGCCGUGUCGAUCAAGAUGCUGCUGUUGUUCGUGCUGGCGACGCCCGUGCAGUUUGGUGUGGGCUGGCGGUUCUACGUCGCAGCGUGGAAGGGUCUGCAGCACGGCGUCAUGGGCAUGGACUUCCUCGUCGUGUCAGGCACGACCAUGUCGUACACUUAUAGCUUCGUGUCACUCAUCGGGUCGACACUGAGCGAGCACUACCACGGCCGCCACUUUUUCGAGUCCUCGACGAUGUUGCUGACAUUUGUGACGCUGGGGAAGUACAUGGAGUCGAUAGCAAAGGGCAAAACAGCUGAUGCAUUAUCGGAACUGGCCAGUUUGCAGCCGAAGAUGGCGUUGCUGAUCAGUGAGGGCAAGCGUGAUCGUGAGAUCCCGAUCGAGCUUGUGCAGCGCGGAGACCUGCUACGCAUUCUUCCUGGUGCGAACAUCCCGACGGAUGGUGUGGUGAAGUUAGGGUCGAGCUCAAUCGAUGAGUCGAUGCUGACUGGAGAGAGUAUGCCGGUGGCUAAGAAGGAGGGUGACUACGUGUUUGGUUCGACGACGAACCAGCAGGGUGGGUUGGUAAUUGAGUCGAGCUGCAUGGGCGGCGAGAGCUCGGCGUUGUCGCAGAUCUGUGCUUUGAUUGAAGAUGCACAGCUUCACAAGGCUCCGAUCCAGGCGUACGCAGACUGGUUGGCAUCGAUUUUUGCCCCGCACCGGCCUGGGAACGACUUGUACGUGGCAAUCCUUUUUGCUAUCUCUGUCGUGGUGAUCGCGUGUCCGUGUGCUUUAGGGCUUGCGACACCCACUGCCGUCAUGGUUGGUUGUGGUAUUGGGGCCAAGCAGGGCGUCUUGAUCAAAGGAGGACGUGCGCAGGAGACUGCGCGCUACAUCGACACGAUUGUGUUCGACAAGACUGGUACGCUGACCGUCGGCCGUCCGUCUGUGCGCGAUGUAGUGGUGGCUGACCGCAAGUACACGCCGCGUGAACUUUUAUACUACAGUGCAUCUCUUGAGUGUGUAAGUGAGCACGUUCUUGGUAAGGCUAUUGUAGUUACAGCAACAGAGCAUGAGAAGCUGGAACUGCACGAUCCGAGCGACGUGCACGUGGUGUGUGGACGUGGAAUUGAAGGCACAGUCGCAGCUAGUGCGGUCACGUCUCGCGACACUCCCGUGAACGUGUUGGUUGGCAGCUCUGAGUAUUGCGAGGAGAAAGGCAUUAAAAUUAACGACAAGAUGCGUGCUCACAUGCACGAGCUGGAGCUGGAGGGCAAGACCGUGGUAGUCGUGUGUGUGGCAAAGAAGCUCGUGGGCUUGAUCGCGUUGGCGGACGCUCCUCGACCUGAAGCAGCCGCUGUCGUGAAGCACCUGAAGUCCAUGGGUCUCGAUGUGUGGCUGAUCACGGGUGACAAUCUCCGCACGGCCAGUGCAAUUGCGCGGCAGAUGGGCAUCAACCACGUCAAGGCGGUAGCUCUGCCCGGUGAGAAAGCGUCCCAGAUCAAGGCAUUGCAGUCGCAAGUGAACCCGAUAACACUGAAGCCGCGUGUCGUGUGCAUGGUUGGUGAUGGCAUCAAUGACGCUCCAGCACUCGCGCAGUCAGACGUCGGUAUGGCAAUUGGUGCCGGUACGCAGAUUGCCAAGGCCGAGGCUGACAUGGUACUGGUGAAGAGUGCGCUCACCGACGUGGUGGUGGCGCUGGAUUUGGCGCGUGUGGUGUUUUCGCGCAUCAAGUUGAACUUCUUCUUCUCGAUCGUGUACAACCUGUUUGGUCUUCCGUUGGCUGCGGGUGUUUUCUUACCGCUGAUCCACCGGAUGAUUCCACCUGCAUGUGCUGGAUUUGCGAUGGCUUUCUCGUCGGUAUCGGUCGUGAUCUCGUCGCUGCUGCUGAGGACGUACCGCGCACCUGUAGUUGGUGCACGUGAAAGGAAAAAGGUCCACUUCCACGACGAUGCAAAGGUGAUUGAGCUGAGAAGCAUGGUGCGUCAAAAGCUUGGUUUGUCACACAAGACGUAUGAGCCCGUGGCAAAUUCCGACAAGGUGAGUUUCGUGUCCGUUAGCAUCGAUGUUGGUUUGAGUCGCGACGGAUUUACUCACUCGCUGUUGUCGACUUCUUCUUUGCAGUGGUAUGAGUAG